Periophthalmus magnuspinnatus is the source of this 2733-nucleotide messenger RNA. RefSeq names its product PDZ and LIM domain protein 3-like. The transcript has 7 exons. Gene Ontology annotation, molecular function: actin binding; muscle alpha-actinin binding. The record is from RefSeq and is a predicted model, not a curated record. Gene Ontology annotation, cellular component: adherens junction; filamentous actin; Z disc. Bases 98 to 1045 code for a protein of 315 amino acids. Gene Ontology annotation, biological process: actin cytoskeleton organization; heart development; muscle structure development. Lineage: Eukaryota; Metazoa; Chordata; Actinopteri; Gobiiformes; Gobiidae.
CCAGUUCCAGUGUGUCUCGGGUGGAGCUAUCCCAGGCUAGAGCAGGCCCUCAGUCGACAGGACAGGAGCAGAGACAGAGCGCUGACAGGACAGGGACAUGCCACUGAGCGUCGUACUGCAGGGUCCCGCUCCAUGGGGUUUCCGUCUGACCGGGGGCAAGGACUUCAACCAACCCCUGACCAUCUCCAGGAUCACCCCGGGCAGCAGAGCGUCUGUUGCUAACCUGUGCGCGGGGGAUGUGAUCGUGGCCAUCGAGGGGGUCUCGGCCUCGGACAUGCUGCACUGUGAGGCCCAGAACAAGAUCAAGGAGGCCACGAGCCAGCUGCACCUCACCAUCGAGAGGAACGAGGCCAGACUCUGGUGCCCUCGUGUGGUGGAGGACGGGAAAUUACAUCCCUACAAAAUGAACUUGGAAGCGGAGCAGCAGGAAUACAAACCUAUUGGAACAGCACACAACCGGAAAGCACAGCCGUUCAUAGCAGCAGCAAACAUCGACGACAAGCGCCAGGUGGUCAGUACGUCCUACAACACCCCCAUCGGCCUCUACUCCUCAGGAAACAUCCAGGACGCCAUGGAGGGCCAGAUCCGGGGGCUCGUGCCCCCCAGACAAGUCAGCCCACGGACCCUGACCAGUAUUGAAGACUCAGACGUGUAUCGCAUGUUGCAGCAGGACCACGAGGAGCCGCUGGAGCCCAGACAGUCCGGUUCAUUUCGAGCUCUGCAGGAGUUUGUUGACAGUGAUGGUACCCGGCCGAUCGUGACCCGUAGUGUAAAGGCGCCAACCACCAAACCCCACGCGCCCACGGGGAACCUCCAGAAGCUACCUGUCUGUGACAAGUGCGGCAACGGCAUAGUUGGGACAGUGGUGAAAGCACGAGACAAAUACCGCCACCCGGGAUGCUUCGUCUGCUCCGACUGCGACAUGAACCUCAAACAGAAGGGCUAUUUCUUCGUGGAGGGCCAGCUGUACUGCGAGAGCCACGCCCGAGCCAGAAUGAGACCUCCAGAGGGACACGAGCUUAUCACUACAUAUCCCUCCGCCUAGACCCACCCUUCCACCCAACACCGCGCAUAUACUCAGCUUCUAAUGCCACGCGCGCACCUCGGCACGUUCACCAAACAGACGCCGGCAAAGACUAAAGACAACACGGGAUUACGCCCCGCCAAGAGUUUAUGCUACUUCAGGCCUAUAUUUUGAUUAUAUUCUAUACGUAGAGCUAGGGCUGUGCUGUUAGUUGAAUUUUAAUGAAGAUUCAAUCAUUUCUAAUCAUCAAUCAUUUUUAAUCAAAACGUCAACAGUUAAUCCUUUGAUGGUUUGGGCAGAGUUCAUACUUACGAGGAAGAAAUCUGACAGUAUGUUUGGUUUAAAGUCCCAAUGUGUCGUUAAAUUGGCUGAACCGCCUUUGUUGUAUUCUCACGUAACGCCACUAGGUGCUGUCUAUGUUACUGCUCUCCGAUAGUCCUGACAGAAGAAGAGCAGAGAACACAUCUGUCAUCUACACUUCAAUAAUAAUAAUGAUGAUAGUAAUAAUAAAAUAAACUUACAGAUGAAAAAAAUCUACCUUUCGUGUUCAGGAAACUAAUACUGAGAGCCUUUUAUUCUCGUUAAUAAGCCAACGUGUCACAAAGCCCAAGGACAGAUUCUGAUGGUUUAUAAGUGAAGUCCUUGAAUGAAUAUAUCUAAAAAAACAAACAAAAAAAAACAAACCAAAAAAACCUUUGCAAAUAUGUGUAUUAAAGGGCCCACAUUGCGUUAUUUUCUGAUCUAUGUUGUAUUUCCUCAUCACAAACAGACCUGGAGUUGUGUUUUGUUUCAUUCACAUGUUUAACACACAAACCCUGUAUAUUUAGCUCUUCUCUCAAAUGGAAAACACUCCACACACCUUCACUAGAAUCAUUUGGAUGAUUUCAGCUCUGGAAUUGCCGAUCUGUACUGAACAAAAGGUAAAAGGAGCUGUUAACUUAAUUACCUCUUCAUGACAUCACAAGGUGGAAAAGAGCAUCUUGAGCUUUGGAGAUGGAGACAAAUUAACCCCCAAUUUACACCAAAGCAGUAACAGCAGGAAUCAUCUUUACACGACACUCAAAAGUAGGUUGGAGUUGUAAGUUUUCAGCGUCAACAGGAGCAUCUCCAGGCUUUUACCGUGCAUCACAUCCAGGACUGUAAGUUUAUUAUGUGUGUUAUUGUGUAAGGUCCAGGUAUUAAACAUGUGUGAACGAAACAAAAAAACAACUCCAGGUCUGUUAUUGAUGAGGAAACAACAUUAGAACAUGGCUUAUCAAUAUUGAUAAUAUAAGAGCUUUAAUUCUGUCCGCUUAAAUACAGAAAUGACAAAAAAAACAAACAAAAACAACUAAAUGUCAUGUGUCAGAAAAGCACCUUAGAUGAAGAUUCAGAAGUAAACUGUUUGAUAUAAGGUGAAAUGGUCAUAAUGCUGUAAGAUUACAUUGUGCAUACACAGGAUCUGUCCAGUUUGUUUGUUUGUCUGGUGGAUGGUCCGCCACCUGCUCGUCUCCAUGGAGAAAUAUUCACUAUAACAAUAAGAAAAGGCAAACCUACACAGUAACAUGUGUUUCAAAGUAUUUUUAAUCAAUGCAAACUCCUGUAAUUGAAUAAAUGCAAGAUGGGAACUUUAAUGCCAUACUGUGGAACAUUCUAGGGAAAGCAACCUUUAAGUAUUAUAUGUUGUGUGUAAUAAAGUUUUAAUGAAAGCACUGUAGUUUAAAAGUGUA